AUGAAUGAAACAUUUACUUUAUAUAAUCAAAAUUCUGAAUAUAAUCAUGAAUCAAUUCUAAGUCAAAUUGUUUAUACUGAAAAUAAAAAUGGAUUCUAUGCAUCGGAAACAACCAUGACUAAUUCAUUAAAUCAUCUAAAUAAUGAUCUACAAAAUACUGUAUUAUUCAAAUCAUGUACAAUAAAAUCUAAUAUAAAAGAUGUUGAUCAUGAUAAUAAAGAUAUUUCAUUAAAUCAUUUUAAUAAUGAUUAUCCAUUAGCUCAUUCCUCUCCAAAUUCAUUUAUAAAUGCUCCUCAAUGUGCUGGAUGCAAACAAUUGGUAAUGGAUCGAACUAUUCUACAAGUUCUUAAUCAGAGUUGGCACGUAAACUGUUUGAAAUGUAUGGAUUGUGGUACUUCAUUAUCAGAGAAAUGUUUUGUACGAACAGAUGAACUGUACUGUAAAGAAGACUUUUUUCGUCGCUUUGGAACAAAAUGUGCAGGUUGUGAUAAAGGUAUUCCACCAAUGGAAGUUGUUCGGACAGCUCAAGAAAAUGUAUAUCACUUAGAUUGUUUUUCAUGUGUCAGCUGUGCUCGUAUGUUAAAUACAGGCGAUGAAUUCUAUCUAUUACGUGAUCGAAAACUAAUGUGCAAGUCAGAUUUUGAAACUGCUAAAGCUCGAGAAGCAGAAUUAGACAAUGCUAAUAAACGUCCUAGAACAACUAUUUCAGCUAAACAACUGGAAGCACUUAAAAGAGUCUAUGGUGAAAGUCCAAAACCGGUACGUCAUAUCAGAGAACAACUUAGUGAAGAGACUGGUUUAGAUAUGCGUGUAGUACAAGUAUGGUUUCAAAAUCGUAGGGCAAAAGAGAAAAGAUUAAAAAAAGAUGCUGGAAGGAAUAUCUGGUCAAUUUCUGACUCUUUAUUAAUCAGUAGUGCAAAUACAAGUACUAAUAGUAAUACACCUGUUUGUAUGAACGAACCAUACUUAUUUUCAACAUGUUCAAAUGAUUUAGAUAAAAGUUCUGCACCAUACUGCGGUGAUAAUUCAAUUAUAUUAGAUGAUUCAACUAGUGGAGAUGAAUAUCUAUCUAAGGAUGAAUUUCAGGGUUCUGGUUCAAGUGAUACAGACAGCAACUGUUCAGAGGAACCUGAAGAUUUGAAUCAGUCUUUAAAUUUCUCCGUUGUAUGCGAUCCUAUACAUUCGAAGCAUACUACAGAUAUACCAACCACUGAAAAGUUAUCAUUAAAUAAAGAUGAAUUCCUAACUCAUGACAAUAAAUCUGCAAUUUUUCAGGCAUUUUCAAAGUCUACUUUAUACGAGAACCAUUCAGCUCACGAUUUAGUUUCAACAAAAGCAGAACAAGUACAUGAUGUAAAGUUCCAUGGUUAUACUCAAACAUGGUUAUCCACUCCACGGCCUCUUCAAAAUCAAGGCUUUUCAAUUGACAAUCAGUCGUUCAAACCAGAUAAUGAUAAUAUUAUCUUAAAACACAGUAUAGAAAAUAUCAGUAUUUUAAAUGAAUCAGACAAUAAAAAUCAUAACAUUUUACGUUUUGCAUCAAAUCCAUUUGUUUCAAGUUGCAUUAGCUUGAAUAAGCAAGUUGUAUCUAACAGUGAAUUGUCAACAAAAGAAACAUAUUUACAGCCUGUUGACUUCUAUCCUUAUUGUCUAAAUGCAAGCAGUCUUUCACAAUACGGUAUUCCACAAUCAAGUUCAUCAUAAAUAAUCCUGCUUAAAAAUUAACCCAAUAAUAAUGGUAUACCAUCACACAAAAUGAUGUGAUUCAUACGAUCCUCUUGUAGUUAUCAGAAUAUAUUACGGCAAACAUUUUGCUUAUCAUUUACAAAACUAAUAACAGAUUAUGGACAUAAAAA
Schistosoma intercalatum is the source of this 1856-nucleotide messenger RNA. The record is from the annotation of a GenBank genome assembly. Lineage: Eukaryota; Metazoa; Platyhelminthes; Trematoda; Strigeidida; Schistosomatidae.